AUGUUUCUCCGUCAGUUUCCUCGCAGCUGCAGAGGAUUGCCUCCAAAAUCAGUGAGUGGCGUGUACAAGAUUCAACCGCUACCCAAUAUCGACCCCAUUGAGGUGUAUUGUGAGAUGGCAGUUGGUGGUGGUGGCUUCACCUUCCUUCCUCGCAGCCUUUCUAAAACUCGUGGAGCCCAAAAGAUAGUCAACUUUCUAUUCCGAGACAGAAAAGAAGUCUUACUAAAGUUACAGAAGAAGAACGACCGAAGUGAAUCGUAUACUCUAAUACAACCUCACCCAAAUUUCACCAAAUAUUCUUUUAAGCUUUUAGUGAAUAGUUACUCCGGUUACACAAAACCAAAGAACCACUACAUGAGCGAUUACUUUUUCCUUGGAAUCAUCCCAGCGGCAAAGGCGAGAAGGAGAGGAACCCAGGGCUUUAAAUCCAACGGACGUACAAUACAGUUCCGUAACUGCGAUGCAAAUCCUAACAGCUUCUUUGCUUUUAUGCCAAACCACAAACUCCAAACCCCCAGCGGCUACCAUCCAAAUCUUGUUUACGAGAGAAGCGGUGUGGCGGUCAAUUGGCGAUCCACGGCAAUCCCCAUCACCAAUCCUGAUCGUAUGAUGCCCAAUGAGUUCUUCUUUCUGACAGAACUCCAUUUUGGGGGUUGCGGUUGUUACACUUCCAGCAACCGCUGGAAGAAAUACGGUUUUCACGCCACUGCCAUUGGAGUUCGCUAAUCCUGAACUAUUACAGCCCCUCUUUUUGCUUGCAUGUGAUUUUAAGCGUACGCUCUAGGUUCUGUUCAGGGAAAGUAAGGUCUAAAACUUCAUUUAGGGUGCGUGCAUUCCAUUGACGUUAUUAUGGAAUAGGACUAGAUAGAACAACCCACAAUAUCAAAAGCCCGUUUUGUUGACCUGUUAUUUCAUUACCAGAAUAAGUAGAAUAUUUUUCAAACAUUCUGCUUUGAGUGGCCAGAUCUCGGAAUCUAUCCCUCUCGCUUUGGCCACUUUUCACCACAACAAAGUUCAGUGGAAGCUCUCGUUAUUGGACUUCUCUACGAACGGCCCCCUUCAGAAAAUUUUUAAAUCCAAUACAAACUUUGCAUUUUUACUUUUCCUUAAUUAUGCGGAUGCAGCCACGGACACUUCUGGGUUGUAGCUAGAGAAUCUUGUAUUUUAACCAAACAAUUUCAAAUCGCUGUUCAUUGUAAUGAUUUUAUGUCAGUUUCAGUGUUUUAUUUUAAUUUUCACAAACACACCCGGUUACAAUGUCAAAUCACCACUUGAAUUUUAUGCUUUUGACUGAAUCAGUUACAACAUCGUCAAACAACAGUAUGGCUAAACACACACAAUUUUCGGUUACUUUCCCAAUGUUUAUUUGUAGCUGGGCAAGUUCUCGUAAGCGAUCAUCUAAUCGAUCAUUUUAUUGCAUCUGAUUGACAUAUAAAAGACCUAAAAAAGGGUGUGAGGAAUUUUCCGAUUUCCCUUUGUAACUCAUUUUAUGUCAGUUUCUUUGCGUAAAUCGUGCUCGAGAUUCGACUUUUUAGUUUGAAAUGCAAUAAUUCCGCUAAUACGAGACAUAUGCAAAUUUCCUCUCACCCUUUUUUAGGUCUUUUAUCUGUCAAUCAGAUGCGAUAAAAAGGAAGUGAAUAUUUAACAACGCGAAAGGGUUGGAGCUUCAGCAGUAAACUCGAUACCUCUGAGUUCGAGAGCAAAAAACUUAAGCGCCUUUUGAAAUUCGAUGAAAUAAAAUCUUUUAUAAGGUAAUUUAGUCUUUUAGCUUUAAUUUGAUAUAUAACUUGCCUUUGUAGCGAAAAUACCCGCGCGACUAGAAUUUUUUUCUGUGGGCACCUCGUUUUCCUUUACCGAGACCUUAAAUAUUAUUCUCCAAACAGAAGGCAUAUAGAGUACUAAAGUGUGGCGUCAUAAAAAUGAAAUUUCUGAAAUUAUGGGAUUUGUCAGGAUAUUCUGAAAGAACAAUAUCCAAGAGGCCUACUUACCUAAAAUGAGCAUUUCGGGGCAAAUUGUCUCUAUAUCCUGACAAAUCUCAUAAUUUCAGAAAUUUCAUUUUUAUGACGUCACACUUAAGUACUCUAUAUCGAUGGCCUAAUGGACAAUUAUCCACCCUCAAAUCUGAAUUAAACCAGAACCUCCUGCUGAUAAUAGUGAGUACCGAAAUCGUACUAGUUUUUUUUUUAUUUUUUUUUUUUCAUAUUAAGGCUAUUCCGGAAUAAUUUUUGAGGUAUUCUUAUUUCCAACUAAGAUCGAUAGAACGCAUGCUAAGCAUUUCCAUCAGGUGUUUUCGAAGUAUCAUAAAUAUGUAAGUCCUGUGAUAAUCUCAAUAUCCAACUAAUAAAAGUGAAUACUAGAAUGAAAGAAACAAUAAACAACCGGCGUUGCAAGGAAGCUGAAUAUUAAAACAAUGUAAAUAUUCUUAAGUUGAACGCCCCAGAUGUUUUCUACGCCAAUCGGCUUUUCGUGCACGGGAAAUCAAUGAAACCGUUCUUCAAAGUGUUUUUUCUGGGUCAUCCGUCGGAUUUGGAGACGAGAACUUGCAAAUCAAAAUGGAGAGCACCAGGCUUCGGUCUGUGACUUUACUGACGCUUACUUUCAGUCUUGUUGCAUGCGUUAACUGCCGCAACUAGGUAUUUUAGAAUUAAACUCAAUUGUAUAUUUGAAGCUUUCGAAAGAAAAAUGACAAAUGCUCGACAAAAAGAGGGAAGGGAUGAUUGUUACCAUAAGAAUUCGCAGAGACAUUAGCUGACGACACCAAAAUCUAUCGUUAACGUGCAGGGCUGAGUUGCUCAAAGCAUGGUUAGCUUUAACCAUUGGUUGAGAAGUAUCAAAACCAAUACGUUGUCAAGGUAUUAAACGCUGGUUAUCGCUAACCACGCUUCGAGCAACUGGGCCCUGGUCCACAGUUCUCGCCCCAAAAUUUCGAGGCUAUGCUUUUUGCAUUUACAGGCCAUAAUAAAACUAUAAUUGAGGGAGCGCAAGCAAAAGUAGUUUUUUGUAGAUGCCAAAGGGAAGUCUGCUAGAAUCGAGAGGAUGGUUUAUUUACAAGCUGGAAGUUCGGAUUUGUUUCAUUUUUGUUCCUCGACUCCAUGACCUCCAACUUCUUGUGCUUGAGCUUUUUCACUUUGCAUUCUAGUUCUUCAUGAAGACCUGAUCCCCUCUCCUUUGCUAAAUUGAAAAAUCUUCGCCCUCUCAAAUAAGCUUCCCGUCUCUAUUAAGACCCCCUCAGCCUGGGGGGGCGUUGGGGGUUGGCUUAAUAGAGGAAUUACGGUAUUCAAAAACCUUGAGGCUGCCUGUCUCUCCUUAAAAGUUUAAGAGUUUCUGCGUAGUAAACGAAAAAGCUAAGAUUACACAGUCUAUUCUCUUGUUGUUUUAGUUUAUUAGUAGACACAUGAAGCCAUAUUCUUAAUUAUGACAGUUCAAAUAAAACCACUUUAAUAUAUUAUAUUUUUAACUUAGUGUCUGGUUCCAAGUAUUUUACAAAGUCGAAAAAUUUAAUACAAUUUUCUUUCAACUGCGACACAACGCCUUACUUGUGAUUGAAAAUACAAGCAAACGGACAAAUCUCAUUACAUAUCUAAAGAAAGGUACAAAGUAACGCUGUUUGGGCCUGAUAUGUUUGAGUGAUUUUUUCCGCAGUCGAGGUCCUUAAAAUUACGAUUAGACACCAAAACGCUUCACGGCCUGAUUGGUGAACGGGAACUAGGGAUGUUGGUUUUUGAUUUGUUUGUUUUUGUGUCCUUUCUUUUAUUUAUUUCUUUGUUCCCAUUUUGUUUAUUUCUGACAGGAGUGUACUGACUUUUUUCUAAGUUUAUUUGAAAAUGGGGAAAAACUCAUGAUAAACAUGGCUAAUUCUUCAGUAAUUCGUUUUAAGUUUUCGGCGUUGUUGGACUUGCUGUUCUUAUACUAUAACUGAGAGUACUCCCCGAUACCCCGAUUCCCCCAUUCCGUAAAUAAAAACUAGCCUGUAAGUUUCGAUAGGUGGUGUCUGAAAUCAGUUCCGCAUUUUUAGAUCAAACCUCUUGAAGAAUUUUCAUUGUCUGAUUUAAAGACAGCGCGUGUUAUGUACAUUCUGCAUCAUGCCUUUACGCUGCUCUUCAUACCUUUGCUUUACAUGAGGGCGAACAACAGUCUUUGAUCUCGAUAAUAAUAGGAAGCUGAAAUGAUGGUGAUCUGAAAGAAAGAUUGAACUGUUCAAUGAAUGAAUUGCAGGUAACUGUGAUGAAAUUGCAUCAAAAAGUAAAUUUUUUCAACCCACUUGUGCCUGUCCUUGCCCCGCAAACGAGUUGCAUUAAGAUUUUCACAACGCUUAGAAACAUGGCCCGACUUCUUUUACCUGUUGAUGCUUUUUAAUUCUUUAUUCCACUUUUUCUAUUCACAGAAAGCACGAAGAAUUCAGCCUGUGCAAUCUACCAACAGCCAUUUCAAGAGUUGGUGACUGUCUUCAUACAUGUUUUAGAAGAGAAUCCAUCAUCCAUUAGAACAUGGAGUAUGUUCUGCCGCAGAAUUUGAAUGGUCCUCACAGAAGUGUUGCCGCGAAAACAGUGGACUUUGUACAGCCGCUACGACAGGGCUUAUAACAUCGCCAGCAAAACAUGGGACAAUUUUCCUACAACAAGACGAACUUCCUGACUGAGUUGCAUGACCCUUGAUGUGGACGACCUGUACGUUCCUAUUCAUCAAAAGAACCAGGUCACCACUGUGUUACAAUGUACUUAGUUAGGAAAACGGCUAACGAGGGAGCUUAAACAGCAAAUUGCUGAUCAGCGCAUGGCAUCGUCCAGGAACGCUUCCUGAACGGUCAUGCGGCCUUUUCGACAUCCUUCAGAAGGAACAAACUGCUGUAGGUGCCGGCUAAUCACAAAGAAAUUGCGAUGAUGCGAAAGCAGGCUAAGGCUUAUAGUGUUUAGGUGCGACAGAGAAGCGUGAGACCAGAAACUACAAGGAGAUUCUGGUGAGUGACAAGAUAUUCUCACUUCAGAUUCUUCAAAUGAAAACGCCGUAUACUCGAGCACCCCUGAACCUGCUGAACCUGACAGUAGAGAGUUUGAUGAACCAAGCGAGAGGUGACGAGGGAGCACCUGAAGAAAAUCUUUCCGGAGAAGAAGGUGACAACCUGUCUUAGCUCAGUCUAGACAUCAACUUUUUGAUGGAGGUGACACCUCCGUUUGGCCAGCGCCAUAAGGGGCUUAAUACACAUUAACUCGAGCGGAAACGCUCGCUACUCAGGCUAAGAAAAAGCUGAAAUAAUAGUCUGUUUAACUUUUCAACAGCCACUGUACAAGAUAUACCGCAUUCGUCUCCACUAUUAACCGGCUUAGGUUGUACAUAAUUUAUUCCAGCCUUGGUUUGUAAAUAUUUAUUCACUCUUCCAGAAGGUCUUAUGUAAGGAUUGAUAAGGACGACAUAUCUAAAUAAAUCUCGGCAUAGAUACUGUUUCCAAUCUCAAUUAUGCUUGUCUGUUCUGUCAACUCACCGCCCUGCUUUUCAAUUUGGUGUGAUGGAGGGCCUUCGCAUUGUUCCACUCGCUGUUCUCCGUUAAAUAAAACUUUUGUUUGAUUCCUGAACACUUAUCCAAAAGAGAAAAAAUUACCAAACUAACCUUACGGCUGCUGUUUACUAUAAAGACGGAUUUGUAGCGCUAAAUCUAACCCGCGAAAACCGCGUCUUAUUGUGGAAAAAGAACCGCGACUGGCAUGCAAAAACAGAAUUUUCAUAGCAGGAUCGGGAUAUCACGUCCCGAGCAAGCGGGAUGGCGGGAUGAAAGAAAAAGUAGUGGCAGGAAGCGCGAUAAAGAAACCCUAUUUUAGGCCCUCCUUAGAAGCAUCACUUUUUCAGUUACUGUUGAACAUAUGAAAGCCUCACUUUUUCCGCUUUUGUUGAUAAGAUCAUGCAGUUGAGGUUAUUUUAGUUAGUACAAGUAAUUUUGACGCACUUGGAAAAAGGAAAUACGUCAUUAUUGCUUUUACGAACUAGCAGUUCUUAUUAUGUACUGAGGACCAAUCAAGUUGAAAAGAUCUUAUAAUAACAUUUCGUAGAAAAGAUGCCUUGAACAAAGGAAAAAUUAUUUGUUACGUAAUCUUGCCAGUUGAGCAAUUAGUCUCGAUACAUAAAUUAAAAGAGCCAAAACCGAAAGAUUUCUUGUCAUGGACUUUGCCUUGAUCAUUCGUUGGUGGUUGAAAAAACAUAAAAACGUUCCUUGCCAUACAUACCAAUAACUGACUUAUUUUUUGCUCGAGUGAGCAUAAAACGAUUGAGUGGUUUUUCCGGUUUAGGUUCUUAAUUUAAGAUUCUACUGACUAAGAUCAAAGCAUUUGACAGUAUAACUCAUACACCAGAUCAAUCAAGAGGCAGCCUUAGAAAGGUUAGAAAUUUCUAAAUGUAUAUUUUUAACAUCAGUUUGUACUUAAUGUUUCUAAAGUUUAUCUUUCAAUGUUUAGGGAAAAAAUUGAUAUUUUAAGGGGUUGAAAGAAAGUAAAAACUUUCCUUGUCAUACAUACCAAUAAGUGAUUCAUUCUUUCCUCGAGUGCACAUAAAACAAUUGAGUAGUUUUUCCGGUUUCUUCUUAUGUAAGAUCCCACUAGAUCAAAGCAAUUGACACUAUGACUCAUACACCUGAUCGGGCAAGAGACAGCCUUAGAAAGGUAAGAAAUGUAUAUGUAUUUAUAUUUUUUUAAAAUCAGAGUUGUACUUAGUUGUACUUUAGUCAGUAAAAAUAUUGCUCAGUUUAACGUUACAACCGCUUGUGGUAUUCACGAGCUCGAGGGAAUAAAGCCUGUGGAUGACGAUAAAGCAUAAACACUGAUAAUUCUUCUUUACCUCUUUAAAUAAUAUGCAUUGUUUGCUUGCUCAGUUGUACUAUAACUUAGAGGAACUGACCGGAAAGGCCCCCAGUAGUUAAACUAUUUCUUAAGAAAGACUGAUUCAUAGAGAAUUGAUAUAUAAUAAGCUAGAUAGAGGAUAUGGCUGGAAGUAGCUGCAUGAACCUUAUUACAAGUGCCCACCACUGAACACUGUCCAUUGUAUUGUAAAACGAACCCUCGUUGUUAAUUUUUGACUCAUACGCAGUGGCAAUUUAUCAGAUCAAGCUAUGAAGACUUUACAACUGGAUAUGAAAACAUAGUAGGGCAAUCAGCUGUUUUAAGAUGAAAAUACCUCACUGAAAUACCGGCGGGGAUAUAUUAUUAUAUGGCUCAUAGUUUUUAUGCUUGUUAUUUUCGUAAAUGUUGUAAAUAUUGGUUGCUAAUUGCUAAGAAUUGCAGAGAUUAUUGAACUUAGCUAGCUCGUCCAUUUUUUUGGAAUUAAUUCGCGUGUACGCCACGGUGAAGUCUUUUCAUGGGUUAAUUUGCCUGCAAUAAGCCAAAAAGUGAACAAUGACAUCACUACGAGGGCUUCACUAUCUACCGUGCUCCAUUUGUCUACUGGAUGAAAUUCUACCCAGUGAACAGUGCUAUUGGUUUGCCUAAUGUUUAUCCACUAUAUUGCAAUUUAUAUGGUGAAUAGGACUCUCCAACUUUUGAAAAGCUAGGGCCUGAAAAUGUGGAUGAUCACUUCCGCUGGAUUGUGCAAUCUUGAACAUUUCAUUUAUCCGCUUGUCCGAGCUCAAUUCUGUUUGAAUGGUACUUACAUAAAUGACAGUGUUCAGCGAAGUUGCUCUCGUCAUGGAGAUAGUUAUUUAAGUCUACUUUUUCCGCUUUCGAUAUUGAGAUGCCUUACAUAAGAACAAUAUCAUUCCUUAGUGAUGGAAUUGACAUGGCUAGAUAAACUCUUUCAUACCGAUGUACACCGAUGCUCUGUUGCGACACUACUGAGAGAGCUUAGGCAACGACGACGGCGGCCGUAAAGACAACGGCCAAAAAGCAGUAGGUUAAGAUCAUCAAAACAACAACUUUGCGCGUGCAUCUAAGCAAAUGCCUAAUUUUACGUUUUAUCAAGGACGGGAACACAACUUUCUUGUUCUUUUCCUGAACUUUGAUACAGUCCUUUAGAAUUCAACUCCUAAAAAGUUGCCAACAUUUGACGAAUUAAAGGCAGCGCGAGGUCACUUUUUAAGCGAAGUUUUCGUAGCCGUCUCCGUCGUUGUUGCUUUAUCUCCCUCUUAACCCAGCAGAGUUUCCUAUUUAAAAAAUCGACGCGGUUUCCUUUGCUGUACAUUGAUUUUGUUGCCUCAUGUUUGUGCCAAUUAAAGUACAACAAUAUCACUGAGAUUCUACAGAUCAUCAUUUAUGUCCAUUGAUGCUGUUUGUUUGUUUCGUUUUUGGAUGAAUUAUGAAGGCUACUUUUUCCUCUUCGCUAAUGUGAUGCCACUGUAGUUCGUAAAAGCAAUAUUGACGCAUUUGAUUUAAAGCACUAAUGAAUUUCAAUAUAUCUGACAAUACUAGUUCGCUAAAAAAAAAACCAUUGAACAACAGUGAAAUUAAUUAGUAAUACAAUACAACAUUGCUUUGAAAUCUUUAAAAUCAUAUCAUUUGAUAAUGUCGAUUUUGUACCACAUUUUCAGUUUGUGGUUUGCUUUCCCCAGAGUUAAAGAAUCUUCAAAACGUCUGAGAACUCAAACAAGCCUACUACCCUGUGUUAACACGGAACGCUUUAAAGCUAGUUUUAUUAAUAGACUGUAUUUUAAAUAUACUUUUACUUUUUAACUAAUGAUAUUAAACAUUUAAAUACAGGUAUAUAUUUUUACUUGUAUAUUCAAUAAAAACAUUUAUUAUUAUUAUUAUUUCCCGUAGCAACCUCGCAGAGUAAUCAUUUGGAUUCCAAAUAGGUUCAAUUUUUAUUUCAUUUGCAGAUGAAGUGGUACGUUUUUGUCGUAGUAUUAUGGGUUAUGCAGUUUGACACUGUUCAUUCUAACAGUUAUUGCUGUAAUUGUUACGAAGACAAAGUAAGUAGAAGUGUUGUUUGCCUUUAGACGCUUGCGCGCUUAACUAUAAAUUACCUUUUAAAAUAGGAUGUAGAGAACGCCCCGCUUGUUUUGUGAUUCCCACAAUGAGACAGUUAAGCAUUUUUUUCUUGAAUGUCCACUUUAUUCUGCUCCUAGAACUUAUCUGCUCUCCGUUGCUUCUCGCAUUUUUGCUGGCAGGUGAUCUUUUGUGUCGAAAGCACAAAUUAUAUCAGUUUUACUGUUUGGAUCCCCGGAGCAAAAUAAUGAAAAUCGUAAUAAAAUCACAAAUUAAUAAGAAAUACCUAAAUAUGUACGUUCCAUCUACGUACGUUCCAAUAAGUCUUGCGACUUUAACUCGACACAGAAAAAUCUAAUUAGCCUCCAUAAAAAUCCAAACAUAAGUUGAAAUAAGAAAACUGGCCUUGACAGAUAUCUUUGUUUGUGUGCUAACGCUUGUAAGCACACGUUGCAUCAUAAGCCAUUUCAGGUGAAAUAUUAGGAAACAAAAGGAUGAACUAAAGCUUGCAUGGCCUUUAUUUGGGUAUUCUCAACAAAGGAAAGACCGCUCAGACUUCAGUUCACGCUUCACCUGUAAUAUAAGAGGGAUUAAGAUUCACGUAUACGGCAAAAGGCAGGCGUGAAUAUGUACCUCGUGACCAAGUUUUCCCCUUAUUUUUCGUUUACUCUUUAUUGCUUCUACCCAAUAAAAUAAGUAGUUUUAUUGCAGUUUUAACCAUAGGAAUCGUUCGGGACUGUUUUAAUCCGCACAUUUUCUAUUCUGAGAAAUUCUCAACUUGAGUCUGACGUUUGCUGUUUGCGGUAAACAUGAAUCUUAAUCUCUCUAUUACCGGAUUACAGGCCUAUGUUCCUAGCUCGACUGUAAGUAAAAUGUCCCGAGAACAAUAGCCAUCCUCUGCAAUGCUUUUAAGCACCAGAGCUUUUACAGUUAUGAAAUGCCGAAAUUAUCCAAAACAUACCCUCUCCUGGUACACAUUCACACAAGAACCUCUACAGUUUCGGUUUCACAUCUGUUACGCCCAAUUAGCAUUUAUGGCCAUGAGAAAUUAAUUACCAUCGAUCUGCACACGAUUUGGGAAAACACUUGAGUGCUCCUUUGUUCACUCACCCUAACAUCCCGUGCCCAAAAUAAGAAGAGAAGUGGCCAUUGCCUUCUUUCGAUGUUUUUUAAACUUUCGACACAUGUACUUCAUGAUUAAUUGAAGGAAAACAAGCUACACUAAGAAAUGUUUUAUGUGUCAGUUUCCCCGCAGUUGCAAAGGUUUGCCCCCAAAAUCAGUGAGUGGAGUAUACAAGAUCCAACCGCUGACCAAUAUUGACCCCAUUGAAGUGUAUUGUGAGAUGGCAAUUGGUGGUGGUGGCUUCACCUUCCUUCCUCGCAGCAUCACUAAAAGACCUAAAGCCCAGGAAAUAGUCAACUUUCUAUUCCGAGAUAGGAGCAGAGUCUUGCUAAAGUUACAGAAGAAGAACGACCGAAGUGAAUCGUAUACUCUCAUCCAACCUCUCCCAUCGUUUGCCAGCACACACUUUGGGCUUUUGGUGAAUAGUUACUCCGGUUACACUAAACCACAGAAUUACUUCAUGAACGAUUACAUCUUCCUUGGAAUCAUUCCAGCGGCAGAGGCGAGAAAUAAUAAAAUGCAAGGGUUUCAAUCUAACGGGCAUGAAAUACAGUUCCGUAAUUGCGAUAAAAAUCCUAACAGCUUAUUUGCGUUUAUGCCAAACCAUAAGCUACAAACCCCCAGCGACUACCAUCCGAGCCUGGUUUAUGAAGGAACCGGUGUGGCAGUAGACUGGCGCUCCAAGGCAAUCCCCAUCACCAGUCCUGAUCGUAUGAUGCCCAAUCAGUUCUUCUUUCAGACAGAACUCCAUUUUGGGGGUUGUGGUUGCUACACUUCCAGCAAUCGCUGGACCAAGUUUGGUUUUCACGCCACUGCCAUUGGAAUUCACUAA
Molecule: messenger RNA, 10855 nt
Organism: Porites lobata
Lineage: Eukaryota; Metazoa; Cnidaria; Anthozoa; Scleractinia; Poritidae
Source: the annotation of a GenBank genome assembly